This is a messenger RNA of Penicillium nucicola, 2160 nucleotides long. It is a transcript of the gene ace2, whose product is annotated as putative C2H2 transcription factor (Swi5). The coding region runs from base 1 to 2160 and encodes 719 amino acids. Gene Ontology annotation, molecular function: RNA polymerase II cis-regulatory region sequence-specific DNA binding; DNA-binding transcription factor activity, RNA polymerase II-specific. Lineage: Eukaryota; Fungi; Ascomycota; Eurotiomycetes; Eurotiales; Aspergillaceae. Gene Ontology annotation, biological process: regulation of transcription by RNA polymerase II. The record is from RefSeq and is a predicted model, not a curated record. The transcript has 2 exons. Gene Ontology annotation, cellular component: nucleus.
AUGAUGUCCGCCGCACCGAAUGCGCUGGGAAACGGCCGUCAUCGCCGCCAAAUAUCCACACCAGCAGCACCAUUCGAGGUCGCCGCGCAGGGAAUUAUGUCCAACAUGCAACCUCGCCGCUCACAUCGUCGAGGCCAAACGGUGGACUUCAGCUCAUUUAGUCCACAAGUCGCCAUGGACCAACAUCACAUGCCGAAGACGGUUUCGCAGCUACGAGACUAUUUUAACGAAAAAUCAGGUUACCCAUGUCAACAAAGGAAUAUCCAUCAGUAUCAAUCUUAUGCCCAACAGCCCGAGCAGUCAUAUAUGCCCUCGGGUAUGCCUGUGCAGCAAUCAUAUCAAUAUCAGACCUCAUUUGGCUCUGACUGCCAGGCCUUCAACCAAGAACAAUUGCAAGCGAUCCACGCCAGUACCGGCAGCCCUUCGCCAUCCUCAAUUGGUGCUCCUCCUCUCUCCCGGUCAGCCAGCGAAUGCUCUGAAAACACGCCAUUGAAGCUCGCUCUCCACCGCAUGCAACAAGAACAAUUCUCAAACCAGCAAACCCAAAAUUUUAUUGACAAUGCGGAUUGGGAAUUGUUCCCCCAGCGGAACAUGCCAAUUGCCCAGAACGAGCAAGUGACAGCCUAUGCAGGAUCCAUGCAUCCAGUCUCUGUUCAACCAAAGGCUCCUUCCGCAAAGAUUCUGUCUCAUAUUUCUACUGAUUACACUUCCCCCUUGACCCCAGAUUCUACCCCUUUGAAGAGAUCCAUUGAUUAUUCCAUGUAUAGCAAUGACCCAACACCUACCAAGUCCCAAAGUUUUUCAUUCCCCCAUGUGCCUGCUUCCUGUGGAAUGCAGAAAACCCAGUCCUUUCAAGGAGUCCCCCGCGUCAACCCCAUGCAAAUGAAGCACCAAAUUCCCUCGCCUGCCAAUUCCCCCACCGGAUCCUCGUUCACUGAAGUUGCGGAUAUGCCAUCGCCUCGCUCUUAUGGAGUGACCCCUCAAAAGUCCAUGAUCUCAGCGCCGUCAUCAAUCGCCAAGACAAAGAAGGAAUCUGUGUCUCCUGCGCCAUCUGCUGCUCAAUCAACUACCCAUGACGGAGAUCUCGAUGCAAGAGUCAAGGCGUCCGUCCAACAGACUGGCGUGUCUACUGAUGAGAUUGCCAAGUACAUUUCAGGGCCCGAUCCCAAAGAUGGCAAGUGGGUUUGUCUUUUCACGGACUGCCUAUGCCGCUUUGGUCGCAAGGAGAACAUCAAGUCUCAUGUCCAAACUCACCUUGGAGACCGUCAGUUCAAGUGCGAUAUCUGUGAGAAACAUUUUGUGCGCGGUCAUGAUCUCAAGCGUCACCUCAAGACACACAGUGGCAACAAGCCUUUUGCGUGUGCUUGUGGCGCAAGCUUCGCCAGACAGGAUGCUCUUACACGCCACCGUCAGCGUGACAUGUGCGUUGGAGGAUUUACCGGAGUGGUUCCCAAGACAACUAAGCGUGGCCGUCCCCCAAAGACAAAGAGCAGCCGCCCAGAUGUCGAUGCUCGCCAGAUCAAAUCUAGUCGCACUCGUCAACGCGUUGCUGAAAAGGCCGCGUCGCUCUCAAUUCAGACGCACCGUACUCUUCAAGAGGCUCCUGUGUUCAACUCGCCAAACUACGCCCCUUCCAGUGCCGUCUCGUCAUUCACGCCCCCUGCCUCUCCUGGGAACCGAUACAACGAUAUCUCCUCGCCAUGCGGAACGUACAACUCUCUUGACGUCAAACUCGAAGAUGACAUGCUACCACUAUCUCCCCCUCAGCUCGCCCAUGCUAGAUAUGAGCAGGCUAUGGCUCACUACGGAUCAAACCUGACUUCUGAGUCGUACUCGCAAGAGUCCAUCUACAGUGGUUCUGCCCUUUCUCCUCGAGAAAUGUCAUCUCCUCACACAGCACCCACCUUGAUUGAAUCUUCCAUUGGCUCAGACAUCGAUAUUUUCAUGACACAAGACCCAUCUGAUGAACUGCAGAAGGAGUUUGGACACCUUACCAACUCCGGUAUGCCCAGUUUCCAAUCGUAUCAGUUCAUGGACAGCAGCGACUUUGUCGCAUCGUCUUUCUACCCCGAGAAGCACUUCUCUGGUCUACCCACGCUGGAUGAUGAGCUGGCAGACCCCAUCGACUGCCUAUCCAAUGAGUUCUUGGUUGACCCUUGA